This is a messenger RNA of Hemicordylus capensis (graceful crag lizard), 12056 nucleotides long. Its product is annotated as matrix metalloproteinase-17-like. NCBI's taxonomy places the organism in Eukaryota, Metazoa, Chordata, Lepidosauria, Squamata, Cordylidae. Gene Ontology annotation, biological process: extracellular matrix organization; proteolysis; collagen catabolic process. The record is from RefSeq and is a predicted model, not a curated record. Bases 366 to 2213 code for a protein of 615 amino acids. Gene Ontology annotation, cellular component: extracellular matrix. The transcript is spliced from 11 exons. Gene Ontology annotation, molecular function: zinc ion binding; metalloendopeptidase activity.
UAGAAAUGUGCUGCUUUGUGCCUGGGAGCAGCCGCUCUGUCAGUGGACUCCGCGGGAGGAGAGGCAGAACUGGAGCAGAGAAGUUCUUUUGGACCAGGCAGGAGGCCGGAGGUUGGGUGUGCUGGACAUGAGGGCUCAGAUGCGGGAGGCGAUGUUUGCAGCUGGAGAAAUGUUUGCAUCUUUGCACUCCACUCCCAGCCCAAGGAACAGGACGGCAACUUUUCUCACUCCUCAGCCUGCCGUCCGAGCUGUCGGCAAGAUUCCCCAGAUAAAUCCAGUGAGCUCGGCUGCUUUUGAAGUCUGAUUCUAGACUUGGACAAACCGGUGGGCUGGGGUGCCCCAUCGAAGCUGUGUGUUCUGGCUGGAUGGAUGCUAGAGGCAGAUGCUGGUCUGAGAAACAUUCCAUGCAGCCACGCCACCUUCUGGAAGGCAGGCAAGAGACCAAGCUGUUCCCUGCCUCUGAGCACUUUGCCCUGCUCUCGCUGCUGCUGCUGCUUCUGGCUUUGCCCUCCUGUACUCAUCCUGUGCCCACUCCAGCAGACGAGAGUGCAGAGAUAGUGGCGUGGCUGACGCAAUACGGAUACCUUCCUCCAGCUGACCCUAUAACAGGCCAGCUGCAAACUUGGGAGGCAGUAACCAGUGCCAUCCGCAUAAUGCAGCGCUUCGCAGGCAUUGCUGAGACCGGGAUCCCAGAUGAUGCCACGUUGGCUCUGAUACGGACACCUCGUUGUUCGCUGCCUGAUGUUAUCACCACCUUCCCAGAAAAGCUCCCUUUGAGAAGCAGGAGGAGGAAAAGGUGGAAGAGAAGGAAGAGUCGGAGCAGGAGGAAUGCAGGCUCGGUUUGGACCAAGAGGAACAUUUCCUGGAAGGUGAAGACCUACCCACGGGAAGCCCGUCUCAGUCGUGAGACCAUGCGUGUCUUGAUGUAUUAUGCCCUGAAGGUGUGGAGUGAAGCCACACCCUUGAAUUUCCAUGAGGUGGGCGGGUACAGCGCGGACAUCUCUGUGGAGUUCCUGCGACUGGACCAUCACGACGGCUACCCUUUUGACGGGCCAGGCGGAAUGGUGGCCCACGCCUUUUUCCCUGGAGACCCCCAAAGAGCUGGCAAUGUCCACUUUGACAGUGAUGAGGAUUGGACUUUUCGUUCACCAGAUGACUAUGGCACAGACCUUUUCGCAGUGGCUGUUCAUGAGUUUGGCCACACCCUCGGCCUUGCCCAUUCGCCUUCCAAGCACUCCAUCAUGCGCCCCUAUUAUCAGGGACCGGUGGGGGACCCACUGCAGUACCAGCUGCAGGCAGAUGACCGUGCAGAGAUCCAGAAGCUUUAUGGAAGUAGAGCUCUCCAUUCCACAGAGAAGCCAGAGGUGACCUCGCUGCUCCCAGAUUUACUCUCCCUGCCACAUGAUUUUCCUGCCCUUAGGUCAGGGAAAGAAUUCCCCGAUCGCUGUGCCUCCAACAUUGAUGCUGUUGCUCAGAUCAGAGGGGAGACGUUCUUUUUCAAAGGUCAGUACUUCUGGCGCCUGACCCAAGGAAGGCACCUCACCUCUCUGCGCCCAGCUCUGAUCACUGGCUUUUGGCGAGGUCUCCCUUCCACUCUCCACAAGGUCGAUGCUGUUUAUGAGAGGCACACAGACCAUCGCAUCCUCUUCUUCAGUGGACCUCUUUACUGGGUAUUUAAGGACAACGGUGUGGAAGAGGGCUACCCUCGCCCAGUCACAGACUUUGGGCUGCCACAAGGGGGCAUCGACGGCGCUUUCUCAGGGCCCCUAGACAGGAAAACCUAUUUCUUCAAGGGAGAACUCCACUGGUGCUACGAUGAAGCCACUGGCCACAUGGAAGAAGGUUUCCCCAUCCACAGAGCACCCUGGGAGCAGUUCCCCGCCAACGUAGAUGCCGUGCUGAGUGAGAACGAUGGAACCUUGUUUGCCUUUAAGGGCAGGGAGUACUGGAAGUACAGCCAGCGGAACCUCAAGCCACAAGCUGGCUACCCUCGCUCCAUCGCCAAGGACUGGCUGGAUUGCACGGCUGAACUGUACCCUCCCCGGAGCAUCCCUACCAGCCCGGCCUCGGGAUCUGGACUCCGGCCAGACUUGCGGGGUCCCCAGCUGGAAGUCGAGCGCUGUGUGUGCUUCUGUGCUGCCUUUCGAGCGGCCUCGUGGCCCACCCUCCACGGCCUGCUGGUUGCUCUCCUGGCCCUGCAGGGGUUUGCCUAGGGGAGGGGAAGGAACUUCUGCGGAGGCUCAUUUUACAGGUGGCCCUUGUGCCACCUGGUGGCAGGAUUCGGGCAACAUCUCAGUGAAAUGGCGCACAACUGGACGGUCGAUUGAGGCUGCGUGAUGGGAGUGCCUCCUUGGGAACCAAUGAGAGGGGAUCGGUAUGUUGCCCCACAACAUGUGGCAUCCCAUAUUGAACUCCCAGAUUGUUUUGCUUGUAGCAACUUGGGAUAGACACUCCUCUGCCGACCGAUCGGAGAAUCCCUUGGGGGCCUGAAAGUGCAUCGAGGGUCUGUCCUGCAAGAGAAUCCUUUUGAGGUCUGAAAGCGCCUCAAGGAACGGUCCUGUUGGAGAAUCCUUUUUAGCAUCAAGGGUCCUUUUUAGCAUCAAGGGCAGUGUGAACUGCCAGGCUCCUGUAUGAGCGACUGGUAGCAGGAACAAACGUGGGGCUUUUGAGGGGAAACCGUGAGUCACUCACUCCAGCACUGCAGCAGCCUCUUCUGGUGGUCCCCCCCCCCGCCCGUGAGUCAGUGGCGCAGCUGUGGGAUGAUUUAGAGGCUCCUGCCAGGGCCUGUCUGGGUUACUGACAGAGCGCCAUUGUAGCCUAAAGCCCAGAGAGGCUCUGUUGGAAGAAUAGCAGUGACGAAGGGGAAGGGCAGCGGGAUUUGCUGUUCGAGCAGGAUUCCGGAUUCAGGGAGGGAGUGCCAAUCCACCCUCCACCCACAGCCAUUCCAGCCUUUAUUAUUAAGAGAGAUUUUAGUGGCGGCUUCAAAUGUCUGCGAAUGCAGGCGGACUUUCCUCCCUCUAGGCGCAUGCCCUUGCUUGGGUAAUCCGCUUGCUUUUCUGCUCACCUGCCCAGGGGCCCACCUGGGCAGAGGCCCCAAAAUGGGCAUCAUGGGGAAAUCUUGCAGAUUCAGAAAACACGUGUUAAAUUAUGUGCUUUCUUUCAUUUCAGUAGGGAAUGAUUAAACCUGUUUUUCAAGGUGGAAGAUUAAAAGCCCAAUACCUCAAUGAAUGUGGGUGACAGGCCAAGCAGAGCAGCCCCGUUGCCCAUUGAAGCAUGGUGGCGGGUCGCGGAGAGAACUACUACAAAUAUUUAUAUACUGCUUUUCAAUAAAAGUUCCCAAAGUGGUUUACACAGAGAAAUAAAAAUAUAUAAAUAAAGAUGGCUCCCUGUCCCCAAAGGGCACAAAAUCUAAAAAGAAACGUAAGAUAGACACCAGCAACAGCCCCUGGAGGGAUGCUGUGUUGGGGAUGGAUAGGGCCAGUUGCUCUCCCCCUGCUAAAUAGAAGAGAAUCACCACUUUAAAAAGGUGCCUCUUUGCUCAGUUAGCAGGGAGACCGCAAAGGGAGGGAAAGCAUUUUGUUUCACUCAUGUAAAUGGUGCUAUCCAAAGGUUCUCCUGUGCACCUGCUGUUGAAAAGAACCGGAGGUGUGCUGGAGCAGGACUGUGCAUGGGCCUGAGCCUCUAUAUCCCACCCUUCCAAUGUCCACAACAGCUGAGCAUCCGCAGAGAGGAACACAAGAAGAAAUGCACUCUGAUUCCAGUCAAUGAACCAUCUGGGUCUUGAGCCUUUUGGCUUUCCUUUGCCAAUCCUUUCCUUCCAGUUUGGGAUCUUAAUGUGAUAUGCAGUUUGUGAAGUAGUUAACUGGAAGAUUACCAAUUUCUUUCACUGAGGGGUGCUCAGUGGGGGCAAAGAGGGACCUGGUGAGGGUGCUGUGUAGUGUUCCCUCUAACAGCGAUUCCCAGGUGUUGACUACAACUCCCAGAAUCCCCAAGCAAAAGCCAUGGCAGCUGGGGUUUCUGGGAAUUGUAGUCAACAACAUCUGGGAAUCCCUGUUAGAGGGAACACUGGUGCUGUGAGGUGGCAGUGGUCUUGUGGGAAGCACUUGGCUGCUGGGUGGCUAGCAGCUCAAGGUGGCUGUUGACACCUUGGCCCACGGCAACACUGGAUGCUGGUAGCCUUUUUGCAGCUGAGGGGCAGCAUGGUAUAGGAGUCUGGGAGAAGAGCUGGUCUUGUGGUAGCAAGCAUGAAUUGUCCCCUUUGCUAAGCAAGGUCUGCCCUGGUUUGCAUUUGAAUGAGACUCCAUGUGUGAGCACUGUAAGAUAUUCCCUUUAGGGGUUGGGGCCACUCUGGGAAGAGCACCUGCCUGCUUGCAUGCAGAAGGUUCCAAGUUGCCUCCACGGCAUCAUCAAGAUAGGGCUGAGAGAGACUCCUGCCUCUCCCCCCAAAACCACUGCAUGCUGUGGUUAAAGCCCUCUUCCAUAGAACUGCGAUUGGUUUCCUGGACCACAGUUAUCUCUUGCCUGUGGAAAGAGAGAGCUGAGACCAUGACAUGCUUGUCCAAAUUACUUAUUUACAACAUCCCAAGCUUGGAAGAGGCAGGGAUUCUUUUCUGAACAUAUGAACACACGGUGCUGCUUUAUACAAGGUCAGACCAUUGGCCCAUUUAGUUCAGUACUGUCUAUUCUAAUUGAUAGCAGUAGAAUUUCUCCCCAUCGCCAGUGAACUGAUCCUUUUUAACUGGAGAUGGCCCAGAAGUGAACCUAGGACCUUCAGUACACAAAGUGUGUGCUUGCCAUUAUCUCUGCCCUGAGAAGUGACUUUUGAGUCUGAUCCUGAGGAGGUGGUGAGACUAGAACUAGACUCAAUUCCAGGCCCCAACACCAGAUCAGAGUCUGAUGGAAUCCUGGAACUGGAUCCAUGAGAAAUGGCAUCCCCAGAGCCUGAGCCCCCUGAAGAACUGGCCUCUUUUACACUUCAUUCUUCCUAGUGUCUCCACACCAGCACUAGCAACAGGCUAAGCAGGUUUAGGUAGAAAGGAGGAGUGCCAAGAUAGGCCAGAAGGUUAUUGGUCAUGGCCCUUUAAGAUUCCUGCUCUCCAGUCAGGGAGACUGAGCCCAGAGGGGGUAGUCUUAGCUCAGAGGUAUUUAAAAGCUCAGUCUGUCUAUGAGUGGAAUCAGAGCCACUUGUACCUCUUGAGCUGUCCGUGGUGCUACAGCCUCACCUUGCCAGUCUGGUUCUCCUCUGUAAAACAGGAAGUGCUCUACCACUGGGCAGCAGCCCCUUCCUCCUCUUCUUUGUGUCUGGAGUGCAAGGAAGUGGAUAACAUAAUAUCAGUCAAAAGAAGAAUGUUGGAGAAGACACAACGGCUCCAGUUUAAUAAGGCAUAAGAGUUGCUGCAGGGUAAGGCACUGGUAUGAAUAUGUCAUAUUGCUAACUCAGGAUGGAGAAUUCACUUCCAGUUGAUGAAGAAUUGUUUGAAGAGAGGACUCUCGCGGCCUUGGGGCAAUAUUUCAACCUGGAAUCAAGAGAAAAGCAGGUGAGAUGUCAAACUCCAGUUUCCCCACUGAUCUGGAGAUAGACCAGCGGGUGUCUAAAAGGCAUAAGCCCUACGUUAUGAUAUACUUGGUUCCAAAUUUUUCCUCUCUUCUCAGGAGUGCUAAAGGACAUGGGGUCUUGAAAGCUCUUGGAAGGGACUCUUUGGAACAAAUGGCAGAUGAGGUUGCAUACACUUAAGAGUAAAAGUGAUGCGCUUUGGGUCAAAAAAAUAAAUAAAUCCUAACCUCACUUUAUAGACUGUUGAGGUCUGAAAUGACAGUGACUAGCCAAGAGAGAGAUCUUGGGGUAGUGGGUAGCUCAAUGGAAACACUGACCAGUGUAUGGCAUCCUGUGAAAAAAGGCUAAUUCCAUGCCAGAGAUUGUUGGGGAAAGGACUACAAAUAAGAUAGACUGUAUCGUAAUGCCUGUAUUUAUUUAACAUUUAUUUAACAUAUUUUUAUACCGCCCAAAACUUACGUCUCUGGGUGGGUUACAAUAGGUGGAAUGGGCACAUUUGAAAUAUUGAAUAUUGUUCUGAUUCCCCAACUCUAAAAGGUAACUAUAAAAUUCGAAAAAGGCAAUGAAAAUGAUUGAGGAAUUAGAGUACAAUCCCUAUGAGCAAAAGCUAAGGGACUUGCAUUUGUUUAGUUCAGAAUACAGAUGAUUACAGGAGAACCUCGUUAUCCGCAGAGAUUUAUCAUCCACGGAUUUGCAUAUCCCCAGUCUGGUAAAAGACACCCGACCUCAGCGUACGUGGGGGGAAGGGGGGGAUACAUUGACCUCGCAUAUCCGUGGGUUGGGGGUGGCCAUAAAUGACUGCGGAGGUAAUUUCCAACUGCCAUUUUGUUUCUUGGAGCCACAAAAUGGUUCUGUUCAAGAAAAGAACAGGAAAACAGCAACUUUUGGUGAUUUGGGAGCAUUCCGGGGCACAGCAUGACUCAGGGAGCAGCAAAACAUGGUAAGCAGCCUCCCCCCUGCAUUUCCUCGUGAAAUUUGGCCUAUUUUCAGCCAUUUUUAGCAAAUUUUGAGCUGACUGGGAAGCUAACCCCCACGAUGCCAUUGCCCUAAUGCCUCAAUAUUCGUUAUUUCGGUAUCCACAGCUGCGGCUGGGAACAGAACCCCUGCAGAUGUCAAGGUCCUCCUGUACUGUGGUGGGGAGAGGAAUAUUGCAGCAGUUCUCAAAUUAGAUGAAUAAAGCGAUUUAAAAAAUCAUCUUCCUUUAUCAGAGUUGUCUGAAUAUUUGGGCUAGUUAUCUGUGAAACCGCUGCUUACUUACCUGUGUGUUUGGGGGAUACUUCAUCCGGGCAAUGAAGUCCUCGGCCACCUUCAGAGCUGCACGUUGUUCCUGUUCAUUGGCUUUGUGACCUGCUCAGGGAUGCAAAAGGACAAGUUAGAGGGAGAUCUUGAGCUGGUUCAGACAUCACGUGAAACCCCAGUUAAAGCCGGGCUCCAUGUGAUGUCCCUGAACAGCGGGAACACAUACUCCUCCCUCCCAUCUUGACGUGAACAUCUACUUUCUAACUUGAUUAAAAUAAGCCAGGAUUGGUCAAGUCAACUCAACCCAGCAAUCUCAGCUUAUUUUAAUUGCUUCAAAUAACCUGAGAUCUGUAACUCACUUCAAAUCCUGGUUACUGAUCUCAGGUGGUUUGAGGAAAGUAUGUUAGAAUAAACCAGGUUUGGUGGGUUUUGACAUCAUGACCAAUCUUGGCUUAUUUAAACCUAGAUAGGAAGUUGACUCUUGUGUGGGGAUGGGAGGGAGGAGAGUACGUUUCUGAGGCUCAGGGAUGUCACACAGGCUUUAACUGAGGUUCUAUGGGAUUACCAUAGUUACCUGGCCACAAGCAGAGGAGACAGGGAAGCCCAACUGGAUGGGCACGAGUUGAUUAUUUCUGGGAAGGAGGGAGGUGAAUUAAUAUUCUUAGAGCAUAUCUGGUCUAUAACCCAUCUUUCUGACAUCUAAUUCUCUAUGUGGAGGGAACUGAUUUCCAUGGAGGAGCAUUUUGUUAUGUGAAUCUGCAUCUGCAGUCUGAAGUAGUACAAGUUUACUACCUCAAUGAGAACAAGGUCUAAGAAACACACCGUUGGCAGUGUCAUAAGAACUGACAGGGAAAGACCAAUCAGAAUUGGAAAGACCAAACAGUGCUGGCAGGGAAAGACCAAUCUGAAGGCUGUGCUUCUGGAGAGCAAGAUACAGUUCCCAGCGGAAGAACUAAUCAAUCAGAAAUGGAGCACUCUUCUCUGCUUAUCCAAGCUCCCCGCCUGGCAGGCUUGUGGUAGCAUGUUCUUUUUGCAUCUUUGGUCUCAUGCCAGGAGGUGAGGUUGUUUUCUUGGCAGGGGGUGAAGAGGUUUACCUUUCCAAACAUAGAUUUUUCCACACUGGCCAUUGUCCAGAAUGAAACAGUCAUCUGUGAUAAGCUGAUCUUGGCGGAAUGGGCUGGCCUCAGAAAUCUUGGUCAGGCUCAUCUUACCUGUCAUGUCUGAGACCUGAGAAGGAAAGAGAAAUGGGCCCCCUCGUGAAAUGAAGGUCUCUUAGACCUGGAUUGUCAGGUUCGCAUGACACACCCAUGCUCAACGUAGGCUCCCCAACGGGGAAGUAGGGUGCUUGUGCAUUCCCAGGGUUCCAGCUGUUCUGCUGAACCUCAAAUUUGAUGUGACGUUUGAAGCCUCCCUAAGUCAUGGCUAAGCACCACUGAAAUCAAUGAGAUAACAUAGUCAUGACUAACUGAAGCCUGGAUGCUACCAAGGGAGAACAGUUCUGGAUGGUCAAAACAGCAAAUACUGGGCUAGGAAUUAUGCAGAAAGAGAUCGAACCAGCAACCUUCUGCUUGUUAGUCAAGAGCAGUUAUCCUAGGAUAAUCACCGUAGACGCUGCUGGCAAUGUCCAGUGUGGCUACAACUUACCCCUGUUAACUUGGUGAAGAGGUACCUUUUAAUGUGGUGAUUCCCUUUAUUUAGCAGGGGGAGAGUAACUGGCCCUCUCCACCCCCAGCACAGUACUUCCAGUGACUGUUGCUGGUGUCUAUCUUGUUUCUUUUUAGAUUGUGAGCCCUUUGGGGACAGGGAGCCAUCUUAUUUAUGCAUUAUCUGUGUAAACCGCCCUGAGCCAUUUUUGGAAGGGCAGUAUAGAAAUUGAAUGAAUGAAUUAAUUAAUGAAAGAAAGAAAAUUAAAAUGCCAGUACUGUGAUGCCUUUAUGUAGAUCUCUGGUGCAACUGUAUUUUGGGUAUAGAAAGGAGCACCUAAAACUAAAACCUCGUGGAGUUUUGUUUUGUUUUAGCUCAGGGAAAAUAAUGACUCGGGAGGCAGAUAUAAUCGAGGUCUACCUGUUGAAGCUGAUGAUGCAAUUAAUUUCAUUGGAUGGAAUUAACUGGCAGUAGAUUCAGAAUAGAAUCUCAAAGCACAUAAGAAAAGUGCUUCGUACAACAUAUUAACCAUGCAAAAGGUCCCAGUUUAAAUCCCUGGCAGGAUUUAAUAUUUGUCUGAAACAGACAGAGAGCUGCUACCAGUCAGUGUAGACAAUGCUAGACCGAGCAAGAGCCUGACUCAGUAUAAGAUUGCUUCAUAUAUUCAUCAGAAACAUCCACCAUAGCUCAGUGGCAGAGCAUCUGCUUGGCAUGCAGGAAAUCCCUGACAUGACAAGAUAGUGCUGGGAGAGAAAGACCCCUGAGCCUAAAACCACAGGGAGCUGCUCGCCAGUCAGUGUAGACCAGGGGUUUCCCAUCCGUGGUACUCCAGAUGUUGCUGAACUACUAAAAUGUAGCUGGGGGUGAUGAGAGUUGUAGUUCAGCAAGAUCUGGAAUGCCACCGGUUGGGAACCCCUGGUGUAGACCAUGCUGAGCGAAAAGGACCAAGAGUCUUAUACCAAGGCAUACCUUAUACCUGUUGCUUCAGCUCCCAACAUCUAGCUGGCCACCUCUGCAAACAGGAUGCUGGAACAGAGAGAGCUUUUGGUCUGAGCCAGCGGGGAUCUGAUCUUUUUCUUCUUUUGAUAGGGUGUUGCCUUAUAUAGUAGAGCCACCUUAAGUGGCGCAGCGGGGAAAUGCUUGACUAACAAGUAGAAGGUGGUCCAUUCGAAUCCCCGCUGGUACUAUAUCAGACAGCAGUGAUCUAGGAAGGCAUCAUCUCAUACUGAACAGGAGGCGGCAAUGGUAAAGCCCUCCUGUAUUCUACCAAAGAAAACCAUUAGGCACUGUGGUCGCCAGGAGUCAACACCAACUCGACAACACACCUUGCCUUACCUUACCUUAUAUAGUACAGCUGCGGCUGCAUUCGACUGGUCAGCCAUGAUAUCCUCUUCUGGACUGCCCUCUUUCAGAGCUGGUUUAGGGCCCAAGACCUAGAAAAAUGAGAGUGUGUGCUGAAUGCUGAUAGCUCCUUACUGCCAAUUAAUCUCGGGCCUCAGAAUCCCAGCUCCAUGCUACAACUGGCCUUCUUGUGGGCAGCACUGGCUGGAAACCUCUUUUGCGUAGAUAGGACAAUUUAGAUUCUGGGCACUCAACAGCCCCGCCCCACGGCCACUGCUUCCUGGGGGCUGGACUACACUGUUCACGGAUGACAAAUAUGGUGCUACCUGAGAACUUGCAUACUACCCAUCGCAGAACCCAAGGGGAAGACUUGUGGUACGCAAAGGCAAUCAGGAAUAUUAAUAGUUUAAUGAAAUAGCUAUUGUGUACAGAGAGGCAAGUGCAGAAUGCUUUUCAGUGCUCUUGCUGCUGGCUGUAUGUUAGCCCCACCUCUACAGCAGGACUGGAACUCAAGCCCCAUUCCAAAGCUGGCCUGGAUCAAGGAAUGGAUUAACCAAAAACACCACACCCAUCAUGCCCCAACCUCUCCCUCCCCAUCAAGGAUCUUACCUGUAUCAUCUCUGCGGGCUCCUCGCCGUCUGCCACAAUCUCCACUCGGGCCUUCCCCUUCCUCUCACUAUCCCGGAUCGCCGUUGCUAAAUCUCGGGCUUUGUUGCGCUCCAGAAUGUUGGAUUUCCCCCCACACCAAGUAAAGAUGCUCUGAAAGGAGAGGAUAAAGGGUGGCCACCACAGCUCCUAAGCUCCAGUUCAGCCACACAUUUCUCCAUCCAUCACCUCCAGCAGGGCUUUUAAAAAUAUGCAUUUGGAUAAAAAAACAUGCAGAUUGCAAAGAAGACCCAACCAAGUUCUAAAAGAAUGUUUGUGCAGUUUAACAAUUAAAGCCAUGCAGGAAAUUGUAUUAUGUUGGUGGCUGAUCACCAUGAGCCCAGGCUCCUCAAGAACAGAGGUUCUCAACGAAGGGUCCUCAGAUGUUAUUGGACUUCAGCCCCAUAAUCCCCUGCCCCAGUGGUUGGGGACUAUGAGAGUUGAAGUCCAAUAACAUAUGGGGACCCAAUGUUGAGAAUCCCUGCUCUAGAACCCCAGGUUCUAAUCAAGCAUACCCAUUUCUCCUCCUCCUGCCAAAGCCACUUCCCGCAAACUCCACUGCUGCUCCCCAGAGUCCUCACCAGUGAAUACAACACUCUUCUGCAUCCAUGCAGUCAAGUUCCCAGUUCUGAGAACUUUCUUCCUCUCUGUGUAGGCUCCUAAAUGUUAUGGAAUGCGAUUCUUCGCAGCAAAUCAUGUGUGUGCAGAUGUGUGCGAUAGCAGCUCAUGCUAUGCACACAAAUUAUGCUCAUGUGCCAUUGUGCGAUUCUGAAUUUUCCUUCUAACAGGAGUUCUAACCCUUACACUGUUCUGUUUUCCCCAAAACAUCUCUUGCUACCCCGUUUUGUUGAAGACCUUUCCCAGACGGGCGGCUUUACUGUGGCAGGAAGUGCCUAAAGUUAAGUAGUGCUACUCUUUUGGAACACACACACAAUGUGCAAUCACUGCAUAUCAUCAAGUGCGAAGCUGAAUAAUGUCAACCUGAAUAAUGGCAAACAAUGACAGACUUGACUACUGCAAUGCACUCUAUGUGGGGCUGCCUUUGUACGUAGUCCAGAAAUUGCAGUUGGUCCAGAAUAUGGCAGCCAGUUUGGUCUCUGGGUCAUCUUGGAGAGACCAUAUCACUCCUAUCUUAAAAGAUCUACACUGGUUGCCGAUAGGUUUCUGGGCAAAAUACAAGGUUUUGGUUAUAACCUAUAAAGCCCUAAACAGCUUAGGCCCUGGGUCUUUAAGAGAAUGCCUUCUUCGCUAUGAACCACACCGCCCAUUGAGGUCAUCUGGAGAGUUUCGUCUGCAGUUGCCACCGGCUCGUCUGGUGGCUACUCAGGGAUGGCACGGGCCUUCUCCAUUGCUGCCCUGAGGCUUUGGAACACACUUCUUGCUGAAAUAAGAGCCUCCCCAUCUCUUACAACUUUUAAAAAGGCAGUCAAGACACAUUUGUUCACAUUUGUCCCAGGCUUAAUUAGAUAUUAUUUUAAUUGUGUUUUUAAUAGUUUUAAUGUUCUAAAUUUUAAUUGUUGUAAUGUUUUAAUCUUUUUAUCUGUUGUUUUCAUUGUUUUGUUGUAAACCACCCAGAGACUUGCAUUUUGAGUGGUAUACAAAUGUGUUAAAUAAAAUAAAUAAGUAAACCUUC